Pedinophyceae sp. YPF-701 is the source of this 3219-nucleotide messenger RNA. NCBI's taxonomy places the organism in Eukaryota, Viridiplantae, Chlorophyta, Pedinophyceae. The record is from the annotation of a GenBank genome assembly.
AUGGGGUGCCGCAACAGCAAGCUGAACGGCGCGAUUGCCCUGGUCGAUGAGCCCGUGGAGGCGCCCGGGCGCGGGCAGGGGGGCGCCCGCAUGAACGAGGCGUGGCACGGGCCGCCGUACGCCAACCAGGCCGACGGGGGGCGCACGGACGGCGUCGGCAACGCCGGGCAGGCGCCGGGCGCGCCCACACCGACUGGCGCGGAGCUGCGGUGGACGGGGGACGGGGCGAAGACGAGCCAGACGGGGACGCGGCAGGGCGGGAGCGAGUUCGAGAGCGCGCGGGACCACGGGGAGUAUGGGACCGACGGCGCGGUCACGCUCGACGACUUGCCGGGCGGAGCGCCCAUCGGUGGCGGUGAGAGCAUGGGCCACGCUCGGCAGAAUGACGGCGGCGCCGCGGCGGUCCUGGACCGGCUCAGCGAUGCGGGGUCCGCCGCCAGCGUGAGCGGGAAGGAGAAGGCGCGCGGUCAGGGCGGGGGGCCGCGCGGGGCGCGGUCUGGAGAGGCGCGGGGGCAGGGUGGCACGGCGGGCGGCGACGAGGCCGCGGGGGCCUUGGAGCCGAAGAACGACGUGCAGUACUUCGCCGUCGAGUGGCUGCGCUCCAACGGAAUGUCGAAAUACGUCCAGGCGUUCCUCACUUCAGGCUUCGAGGACGAGGACACGCUCGCGGACCUCGACCACGGCGACCUGGACCAAAUCGCGAACUUUGCCGGCAUCACCAUCCCCCCAGGCCACCGCAAGAAGAUCCUCCUCGCGGCCCAGAAGCUCAAGCACGACACCGUCUCGCUCCCCUCCGGCUUCAACGGCCAGGGCAUCGACCUCAGCGCGCCCGGGGGCGGCCCCGCGCGCGUGUCCUCGCAGCAGGCCCACCUCGGGGCCGCUCUCUACGUGUCCUCCGCCCGCGUGGCGCCGGCCGGCGGGGAGUUCUCCGCCGGGGCGCAGCACCCAGAGUGGGCCUCGCGCGCCGCGGCGCUCCGCGCGGCAAACAGCGACGUCUACGGCGGGCCUCGGCGCGUCGCACCGGCAGAGGUGCCGUGCUCCGGCACGCUGCCCGUCCCUCGGCAGGCGUUCGGCCCCGCGGCGGCGGACCCCGCGCAGCAGUGGGCGUUCCCGAUCGGCGCGCCCGGCGACGCGGCGCGCAAGGGCAACCGCGGGCACGCGCGCGUGCAGUCUGCACAGUUGGAAGCACAGAGCUCCGAUUGGAACGUGGCGGGCUCGGCGCGCCCGAGCGACGGAGCGGGGAUCCUGGAAGAGUCGUCGAUGCCGGACCUCGUGGGCAUGGCUGCUUCGAGCGCGAAGAAGAAGGCGCGGAAGGUCCACCGCGCGUGCUCGGCGCUGUCCACCGUGCAGGAGCGUGCUACGGGCAAGCGGCCGCGCGCAACCCUCAACAACGACACCCUCGAGGUGCACGACGUCGAGGAGGACCUCGCCGCGCCGCUUCCGUCCACCGCGGCGGCGCCCUACGCUGGCGGGACCGGGAACACCCCCCCCGGGUCUGCGGGGGGGCGUCUCGCGAUGCGGCCGGACGCGCCGCCGUCGCCGCCGCCCGGGGAGCACGCGCCCAGCAUGGACAUCACGGCGCCGGCCCGCGCGCCGGCACCAACGGCGUCGCCGGGCACUCCCCCGCUCCGCCCCCCUGGCUCCCCGCUGACGGCGUCGGUGACCACCUCGCCCCAGCCCUCCGCGCUGCCCUUGCGCGGCGUGCGCUCCCCCGACGGGAGCGUCGCGGCGCUCCCUGCGUCGAGCGUCAUCCAGGCGGGCGCCGAGAGCGUGCCCGAGCAGGCCCUGACGUCAGGCGCCCCGCACGACCGCAACAGCGUCAGUCUGACAUCCGUCCCCGCGCCCGGCAGCGACGUCCCCGCCGCGAAUGACCCGCGGCCGCUGUCCGCCAACAUUCCAAGCGUCGCGAGGCCCGACGCCAUGGCGCCGCGCAGCGCGCAGGAGCAAGCAUCGGAGCCCACGAUGUCGCGUCCGGGCUCCGUCGGCGCCGCAGGCCCAGCGCACGGCUCGCGGCCGCCGACGGGCGGCGCACACAGCACGGAGCAGUCGCGCGUGGUGCCUCUGUCGGCCGGCGAGUCCACGCGCAAGUCGCUGUCGUCCCUGCCCGAACCCCCCUCCCAGCGGCUGUUAGUGCCCAGCGCUCCGCCCGACGGCCCGCCCGGGCCCGCGGCGUCCGCGUCGAUGAACGUGCGCGCAUCCGCGGGGCCGCUACCGGGCGCUCCGGAGCCGGCGGCGCGCGCUGUCGCGCCCGGAACCUCGCUCACCGGCGCGCGCAGCUUGGGCGCGCACGCGGGCCGCGCCGCGGCGAUUGCGGCCGCACCGACGGAGCCGACGCGGCCGAACAUGAUGAUCGAGCUCGCUCCCGCGUCCCCGUGGAACGGAGCCAAGGAGGCGGGGAGCCAGCCGGCGUCGCGGCCGACGUCGCAGCAGGCUGGUGCGGCGGCGAACGGGCCAACGCGGCUGAGCGUGCGCCCGGCGUCGACGCAGCAGGAGCGCCCGCGGACGAUGUCUGGGCCCGUGCUUGGGGACCCAGCUGCGAAGGUGCGCCUUGCGCCCGGCGACGUCGAAGAUGGCAACAACAACAAUGACGAAAACAACAACAUCGUUUCGGAGAUGUCCGGGGUGGAGUCGGACAUCCAGAGCCGCGUGGAGAACCUCAAGAGGCAGGUCGCGGCGCGGGACGGCCUCGCCGCGCACGGCGCGACGGCGCCUGGCGGGGGGGACUGGUCGGCGCUGUCAGACGCGCUCGAGGUCCUGCGUCUGACCAAGAACCAGAAGGCCGUCGAACCCGUCCGGGCGGGCCUCGCAGCCGUCGAGGACAGCGUGGCCGCGCGCAUCGCGGCCCUGCAGGGCGGCACCGACCGCCCGCGCACCCCAGAGCAUCCGCCGUCCACGCCGCCCAUCCUCACGCCGGCUGCGAGCCAGGAGCGCCCGCGCCCGGACACGGUCGGCGGGGAGCGGCCGUUCCGCGGCCGCGACAGCAUCCUCGGGCACCCCGUCACGCCGACCGGGACGGGCGGACGCGCGCAGCGCCAGGUGGCGCACCGCACAGAGACUGCCACAUCGGGCGACUUGGAGUGCCGGCCGACGUCAGGCGGGUUCGACGUGGUGGACGUGGGCGGGGACUCGGACGAGGAGGAGGGGUCCCGGCGGCGGAACUGGGCUCCCGCAGGCCCGGAGAUUGCCGUCGAGGUGUGUGGGCUGUCGCUGGAGGUGUAG